Lodderomyces beijingensis is the source of this 1101-nucleotide messenger RNA. NCBI's taxonomy places the organism in Eukaryota, Fungi, Ascomycota, Pichiomycetes, Serinales, Debaryomycetaceae. The record is from the annotation of a GenBank genome assembly.
AUGUGGAAAUUUGUUCUUCUCAUUUUUUCCAUUUGCGUUACCGUUUGCUGUGGCUCUGAUUUGCAGGAGAAAUGGGGCAGUCUCUGGCAAUUCCAAGGCGUGUCUACGUUUGCUCACUUGGACCACUUCCAGUGUCUAGUUGAGCCAAACCAGACUUUUGACGUGGCGUUGAUUGGCGUGCCGUUCGACACAGCUGUCUCCUACAGGCCAGGCGCAAGAUUUGGUCCUCGCGCAAUCAGGGAUGCCUCGCAACGUCAAUAUGGACUACGUGGAUUCAAUCACCGGGCCUUGUUCAACCCUUACAAGAGCUGGGCGAGAGUUGUCGAUUGUGGAGAUAUACCGGUGACGCCGAUGGAUAACCACUUGGCAUUCACGCAGAUGGAUCUAGCUUUCGAGGAGUUGCUAUCGAGAUCUUCGUCCAAUGACACGCGAGUUCCGCCCCGAUUCGUUGCCCUUGGUGGAGACCAUUCGGUGUUGUUGCCUCACAUUCGAGCCUUGAAGAAAAUCUACGGGCCAUUGAAUAUUUUGCACUUUGAUGCUCACUUGGACACGUGGAGUCCCGACAAGUACCCUUCGUAUUGGAAAUCCGAUCAGAACGACUUGAGCCAUGGUUCGAUGCUCUGGGUCGCCAAUAAAGAAGGAUUGACCACCAAGAAUAAUGUGCACGCUGGCAUCCGCACCAAGCUUGCUGGGAUUGAAGAUUACCAAGAUGACGAUUCUCAAAACUGGUUGCGAAUUGAAGCAGACGACAUCUGGUUGAAAGGGCCGCAGUAUGUGGUGGACCAGAUCUUGAAAACGAUCCCCAAGGACACUCCAACGUAUCUUUCUGUUGACGUUGACGUUUUAGACCCAGGCUUCACCCCAGGCACAGGAACGCAAGAAGCCGGUGGAUGGAUGCCUAGGGAGUUGUUUCACAUUUUGCGUCAAGUGGAUGAAUUGACCAUUGUAGGUGCCGAUGUUGUAGAAGUGGCCCCUGCAUACGACAUUGCUGAAAUCACGUCGACCAACGGUGCCCAAAUUGCGUUUGAGCUCAUCACGAGCAUGGUUAAGAAGGGAAACAUUGAUUCAAGCUUGGUUGACCGUAAAGUACAAGUCUACUAG